Molecule: messenger RNA, 183 nt
Organism: Symbiodinium sp. CCMP2456
Lineage: Eukaryota; Dinophyceae; Suessiales; Symbiodiniaceae
Source: the annotation of a GenBank genome assembly
GCGUUGGCUGCGGCCCUCGAGAAGAACGCGACCGUCGCUUACAUCGACCUCAGCGACAACGCAAUUGGUGCGUUGGCUGUGGCCCUUGAGAAGAACGCGACCGUCGCUCACGUCGACCUCAGCGACAACGGAAUUGGUGUUGAGGGCACCAAGGCCCAGAGCUUCCGGUGCUUGUUCGCCUAA